This is a messenger RNA of Chionomys nivalis (European snow vole), 7443 nucleotides long. It is a transcript of the gene Icmt, whose product is annotated as isoprenylcysteine carboxyl methyltransferase. Gene Ontology annotation, molecular function: protein C-terminal S-isoprenylcysteine carboxyl O-methyltransferase activity. The coding region runs from base 152 to 1006 and encodes 284 amino acids. Gene Ontology annotation, biological process: C-terminal protein methylation. The transcript is spliced from 5 exons. Gene Ontology annotation, cellular component: membrane; endoplasmic reticulum. The record is from RefSeq and is a predicted model, not a curated record. Lineage: Eukaryota; Metazoa; Chordata; Mammalia; Rodentia; Cricetidae.
GCAGGCGGCUUGUACCCUGCUCCGGGUACCUGCCCUUCCCGUCCCGGCGUCGGCGGCGGAGUGCGCAAGCGCGGCCUUCGUGUUUCCUCGGCUACAGUCGGCGGCGCUUCGACCGGCUAGUCCGCCGCCGGCUCUUCCGCCGCCCUGCGCCAUGGCGGGCUGCGCGGCGCGGGUUCCGCCGGGCUCCGAGGCGCGCCUCAGCCUCGCUACCUUCCUGCUUGGCGCCUCGGUGCUCGCUCUGCCGCUGCUCACGCGCGCCGGCCUGCAGGGCCGCACCGGGCUGGCGCUCUACGUGGCCGGGCUCAAUGCGCUGCUGCUGCUGCUCUACCGGCCGCCGCGCUACCAGAUAGCCAUCCGAGCUUGUUUCCUUGGCUUUGUGUUUGGCUGCGGUGUGCUGCUAAGUUUCAGCCAGUCUUCUUGGAAUCACUUUGGCUGGUACGUGUGCUCGCUGUCAUUAUUCCACUAUUCUGAGUACUUAGUGACAGCUGUCAAUAACCCCAAAAGUCUCUCCUUGGAUUCCUUCCUCCUGAAUCACAGUCUGGAGUACACGGUGGCCGCUCUUUCUUCCUGGAUAGAGUUCACACUUGAAAACAUCUUUUGGCCAGAACUGAAGCAGAUCACCUGGCUCAGCACCACUGGGCUGCUGAUGGUGGUGUUUGGAGAAUGCCUGCGGAAAGCGGCCAUGUUUACAGCUGGCUCCAAUUUCAACCACGUGGUGCAGAGUGAGAAGUCAGACACCCACACUCUGGUGACGAGCGGGGUGUACGCCUGGUUCCGGCAUCCCUCCUAUGUGGGGUGGUUUUACUGGAGUAUCGGAACCCAGGUGAUGCUGUGUAACCCCAUCUGCGGUGUUGUCUACGCCCUGACGGUGUGGCGCUUCUUUCGUGAUCGCACGGAAGAGGAGGAGAUCUCGCUGAUUCACUUCUUUGGGGAGGAAUACUUGGAGUAUAAGAAGCGGGUGCCCACGGGUCUGCCUUUCAUAAAGGGAGUCAAGGUGGAGCUAUGACGGGCAGAGGCCUGCGGGGCCAGGGAAUCUCUGGCCCUGCACAGCCUAGGACGGAACUGCUUCCAGUUGGCCUCUGCAGAAUGAGUUUCUUAACCAUUUUAUAUGUCACUAAUUACUCCUCAGAAUGUCACCCAAGACCUAACGGUCAGAAGGCCUUAGGACUACAGGGCCCACUGCAGCAUUCUCUUGUGCAGAAUGAAGGCAGAACACGGAUAAACAGUGAACAAGGAGUGUGUCACAACUGUCCCAUCAGUGUGCUUUCUGCAGUGGCGGGGUGAGGACCCAAGCCGCAGUCUCACGCCCCCUCAGGCUAGAGUGUAUUGGCACUGUGACCAGGACAUUGGGAGAGGACACUGCCCUCUGCAGCACUCAUGCCAGAAUGUGUAGUCAGAGCUGCCUCAUAAUAGCAUUCAAAUUACAUCAAAACCCUUUAAUUUAACCGAAAACACAACAUAGCUUUAACCUUGUCUGCCCUAAGUGCAUGAGCAUCUGUGUUAAACUCCAAAGGCUUUGACACUUUGGCUCAUUAUACAUUUAAUCAUUCUUCCACGCCAGUUUCCUAAAAAUAGCAGUGUAGAUUCAGAGGGACAGCAGUGCUCCCCGUCUCUGUGUUUCAAAGCCAACGGGCAGCACAGACUCCUCAGAGUGCUCCGGGGCUUUGAGCAACCAUUGCACUGGGCCUGAGGAUGCAGGCCCCGGGGUCUCCUGCGGCCCUGGCCUCAGAGAUUGUGUUUCCAGAAAGUAUUUUUCAGGUGCCUGUGCUAAUGUUGAGAAGUAGUGCUCUCUGUGUAUUUGGUAUUUUUAUUCAUUUUAUCAUAACUUGUGUUUUGUAUUUUUUGUGUUGCAGUGUUAGUCUAUUAUAUUUGUUUUCUGUGUUCUUUCAGAGUAAGUCACCCAUACUACUGCUUCAGAUGUUCAGAGGGCCCAGCGUAGCUCGUGCGUCUGUGGGUCCAGCAUAGCUCAUGCAUCUGUGGGCCCAGCUUAGCUUAUGUGUCGGCGAGUCCAGGCAGCUGACUCCUAAAGAACUUUCAGUUGGGGGGCUCAGUCCAGGUCCACUGGCAUCUUCGUUCUGCAGGUCUGGGGAGAACAUUUAGCUUUUUCUAUGUUCCACAUAAAAAGCUUCAAGAGGUGUGGUGGUGUGGGACAAUGGUUUAUAUUCUGUCAAUUAUAUUUUAAAUAAAUGCUGAUUGGCCAGUAGCUAGGCAGGAAGUAUAGGUGGGAAAACCAGUCAGGAAGUAGAGGCAGGUCAAUGAGAACAGGAGAAUUCUGGGAAGAAGGAACUCCUGGUUGGUAGUUGUGAGCCCACCACAGAAGAAGCAAGAUGUGACUGCCUAGCUGAAAAAGGUACUGAGCCAUGUGGCUAACAUAGAUAAGAAUAAUGGGCUAAUAUAAGUUGUAAGAGUUAAUAAGAAGCCUGAGAUACUAGGCCAGUCAGUUUAUAACUAAUGUAGACCUCUGUGUGAUUUCUUUGUGACUUAACGACUGUGGAAACCGGGCAGGACAGAAACCUCAGUCAACAAAUGGCACCCACAUGGACAACUGCAUCCACAUAUAGCCUGACAGAGCUUGGGAAGGAAUUCUAGACAGAAAAGAAUAGAGUUAAGCAUGGCUUAUUGAUAGCAUUUUCUCAGAUGGGCUCUGCUUGCUAGAGGCAAGUGCUCUCAUUUAAGAGAGGCUUCCUGACUCAGCAUUGACUGCAAUGAGGCUGGAAUCUCAGAAAGCUAAGGAAUGGGCUGGAUCCAGCUGUCAAAGCCAUGGCUUUAAUCCUACCCAUAUUGCUUAGUAAAGUAAAGACUCAUGUGGUCAGAAAAAGAGAGAUACAGUAAAGAGAGAUUCAAAGAUGAAGAAAACCUCUAAAUUGUUUACAGUGUGUUAAAAGUAUAUGCAAGUUUGGGAGAGUAAAGAAAGAGGUUAAAGUCCUUAAAAUAAAAAAGAGAGUAGUUGGGUUUGGUGGCACAUGCCUUUAAUCCCAGCACUUGGGAGACAGAGGCAGACAGACCUCUGUGAGUUCAAGGUGUGGUAGCACACACCUUUAAUCCCAGCCCUUAGGAGGCAGAGACGGACAGAUCUCUGUGAGUUCAGGGACAGCCUGGUCUAUAGAGUGAGUUCCAGGACAAAAGUGCACAGAAACCUAAAAAAGCCUAAAAGUAAAAAUAAAUAGAGGUUAAAAUAAAGCCAUGUAAAGAUGAACUAUACACAGAGUCUGGAUACUGUGUUAUGCUCUCUCUGAAUUGUCUGAAUGCUGAGGAAGGAGCAACAGCUGCUAAAAGAUGUUUGUUUAUAAAUGCUGCUGAAUUAAUCCAAGAUAAGUCCUUUGAAAAUACCCUGAUUUCAAAAUUGAAGUCAAAAGGUAUGUUUCUUUGGAGAAGAGGUUUUGCUUUUGUUUCCACAGGAAAGGAGAGACUGUGGGUUCAUUCUGAGUUAAGAAAAAUCAGGUUUGGUCAAGGAAUACCACCUGAGAAAUCUCUGGUAGGAACAAAUGGCCCAGAUGUCUGAGUUCAACAUCCAGAACGGAUUCAAGAUGCUGCCUAAGAUGAUCAAGCUUCACAGGAUACUCCAGUCAGGACUUGAUCAUAAUUCGAAAUUUUCUUUAGGUCCCCAAAAGAUUAUCAGCGCCCCCAACCAGCAGGAAGUAGCCUGGAAAACUACGCCCACAUUCCCAAAAAAAUGGACUAUGGAUAUUUUCCUUUGUUUAGAAUGUUGGUUACAAGUUGUUAUGGCUAAUGGUCAGGAGAAAGCUAAACAAAGGAUAUUGGAGUCAGAGGGGUUUUUUGUUGUUGUUUUUUGGGGUUUUUUUGUUUUUUUAAAGGGAGAAGUGGUGAGGGACAAUGGUUUAUAUUCUGUCAAUUAUAUUUUAAAUAAAUGCUGAUUGGCCAGUAGCUAGGCAGGAAGUAUAGGUGGGAAAACCAGUCAGGAAGUAGAGGUGGGUCAAUGAGAACAGGAGAAUUCUGGGAAGAAGGAACUCCUGGUUGGUAGUUGUGAGCCCACCACAGAAGAAGCAAGAUGUGACUGCCUAGCUGAAAAAGGUACUGAGCCAUGUGGCUAACAUAGAUAAGAAUAAUGGGCUAAUAUAAGUUGUAAGAGUUAAUAAGAAGCCUGAGAUACUAGGCCAGUCAGUUUAUAACUAAUGUAGACCUCUGUGAUUUCUUUGUGACUUAACAACUGGAAACCAGGCAGGACAGAAGCCCCAACAACAGUGCGGCCCUCAAUUAAUCGGACCUGGUCUGGAUGUGAGGUCCUUCCAGACUGGGGGUUUUGUCUGUUUCCUCCAAGCUUCCACUCAGAUGUAAAGAGUCUUAUGUAUCCAAACCUGAGGCAAAGUGGACAUUUCCGUGUGUCAGCUAACGCUUGGUUCUGAUAGUAGACAUGCUGCCAGUGUACCUCGCUUCCCUGCCGUCCACCAGGAUCCAGAUCCCUGCUCAGUGCUGUGCUCAGCCAGGUUCUCAUACUUUACAACCUUCCUCGUUCCUUCCCCCAUGUACCUCUGAGCACAGACAUUCUUAACUGACACAUCGCAGGGUUGCCAAGGUGGAUACUUAGUAUUCCCGGCAUUCAGUAUAGCCUUAUGGGAGUCCCCUAGUACAGCUCUCUCCUCCCAGGCCUCAAGCACACCAGUGCACAGACGCACCGUUGGCAAACACUAGGUCAGGCAAGUCCAUGGUGUGAAGCAUGCUAGGCUGGGUCUACACCAGGUACCCCAGUGUGGGGUUGGUAACUAAUGCCAGCCUUGAAGCCAGUGGGACCCACAAAGUGGGUGCUGCGCUGGGACUUGCUGUUGGCAGUGGUGGCAUUGUAUCUUUGGGAGUCACAUCACAGCAGUACAGCCAGCAGGGAAAGGCUCGUUGACCUUGGUGACCCACGUUUCCCUCGUUGGCCAGGCCAAGGCAGGAUUGGUGUUCUCUGCCUCAGCAGAGAUAAUGGGCUUGUGUGGCUGGCGAGAAGUAAAUGCAGGAAUAGGGUGUUGGUGGGCCUGCAGAUGUGGCAUAGAGACUCAGCAGCUGGAAGAAUGGGCCGUGGUGGGUGCUCUGGCCAAGAGGGUUGUUAGGGUUAAUAUGGGUGGAGUGCUCAGUAUUGAGAUAUAUCCUAGGACCUUGUCAGUCCAGUGGGAGUAUCAUGUAGCAUUCAACCAGAGCUGCAAAACCUUGGGGGCUGUGUAAAUUGGGGAAUUCUAGCCUGUUCUUGCCAUAAUAGACAGGCGUUCCAUCAAUAGGGAGGUGACCCCCCCCAAACCUGCUCCUCCACCAAAACUGAGAAUCUAGAAACCUCAAAGACUUGUACCCUGGUCAGUCACCUUAGGAAGCCCAGGAAGCAAGCAGAGCGGGGAAUUCAGCCAGCUGGAAGUGCUCUUGGGGCCAGCCUGCAGGCCUCAUUCACUGCUCUGCUUGGGCCAGCGUGAACCGCCAGGAAGACUGACUACCUAAGAGGCCAGAGCCCCAAGACCACUUCCAGAGCCUGCAGUGGCCCUGACCAAGUGAUGGUGGAGGCGGUGGGUCUGUGGCCAGAGCGCUGCUGUGUCACCACCACGUCCUUCCCUGCUUAGGCCUCCCCAUCAGUGGGAUGGGGCCAGUGUCGCCUACCUCACAGGGGUGUUGUGAGGACUUCCAACAGCGUCCAGUUGAUUUUAAGAUGAGAGAGGUUUCAUGAAUUCUUUCGCAGUUUCGUUGUCUAUUGUAUAUUUAUCAUAUUUAACCCCAGCCCUCAACUUCCUCCCACACCCCUGCCUUUUCCCAAACCCAUCUCCUUUAUGGCCUCUGUUCUUCCUUAAAACAGUUUGAUUUUCCUUUCCUUUUCUUUUCUCUUUUUUCUUUAACUUCUUUAUUGACUCAUGGGAGUUUCAUUCACAUCAUGUGCCACAAUUCUGCUCACCUCCUGGUCACCCCCCAGUGUCAGAUGUUUUAAUGCUUAGGUGAGCCAAGUGGCAUAAUGAGAUCUCACAGUAUGAGAACGUGGUUUCUAUGUGUUAACUGAAGAUAGCUGACGUAUAUUCAAAAGACAUUUAGUCAGCCCAGAAGUAAUUUAUUUUUAGAUUACAUGGCUUAAUUUUCUUUUUUUUUUCUUUUCUUUUUUUUUUUUUCUAUAUACCAAAGAGGCUUAGAGGUUUGCCAGUUACUAGUAUGAGACCAGGACGUCCUGAGGCCUGCAGAGCUUCUGUGGCAGCCAUAGCUAUUAUCCACACCAAGCUGCCCAGGAAUAACCAUGGCAGGACAGCAAUACUCACUUCUGAAAUAUGAGUGCAGCCGGACCACACCUCCUAAAUCCCACCCCACUUAGCCAGGCUGCAAAUGGGAGAGGAUGGAUGUUUGGCAGUCAUACCCAGCUCUCUCUCCAUGCAUCUAGGCUGGGCUGGCUCCAACCUCCAUUCCCCUUGAGGGCCAUGAAGUUGUCUUUUUGAUGGAUGGAGAGCAGCUAAUGACAGCCCUUGGCAUUGUGGGUAGAAAGGCUGAAUGUUGGCAUUUGACGGCACCCUCCACCUGCCAGAGGCAGGAAAGCGCAACUUGAGAGCAGUCCAGGAGAGAGGGAGCCCAUGCCGUGGGAUCACCGCACCCUAGGAGACUUGGGGUUGUGUUUUUAAGGGGUGACUCCAAGGGUGUGAGUGCAGGAAGAGCAGGCCCACCCUCUCGGCACUCCUAGGGUGGAAGUCAGCGAUGCGCAGCCGACUAUGAGCCCCUAUAUGCUAGGUUUGACAGGUGACCGCUUUCCCUGCUGCUGGUCUGCAGAUUAUCCUUAACUUUAUAGAUGCAGCAGCGACAGGUGGUGGCAGAGAGUCAGGCUAAUGAGGCUUUUCAGGGAUUAGACAGGCCACCGUGUCCUAGGGCUUCCGCAGAUUAGGGGACCGUCAGGAGGUUGACUUGUCUAGUUGCAGAAGUUCUUGGGUGGAGAGUGGGUACCACAGAGAGAAAAGGCUACUUGGCAAUCAUGGAAGCACUCAGGAGGCCCCAUAGCCGCUACAAGCAGGGGUGGCGGAUUGCAGAUGAGUGAGCCUGCAAACAGGGCAGAAAACAAACAGUGGCGGCCUCAGUGGGAGCUGCUGCGUGCGCCUUGGAGAUACGUUUUAUUUCUUCUCUCCUCGUAGCGGCUAACUUGGGGGCUGGUGUAUCAGGGAGGCCAAAUUUGGCGUCCGGUCCCUGAGGGCUCAGCCCAAACUCCUAGGUUGCCUCCUCAAAAAAGCCAGUGAGUCUUCCUCUUCCCACAUCUCCCUGCCUUAGGUAGCUCCACUCUCCUGGUGGCAGCAAGGUCAGAGCCCUCGGCCUUCCCAGUGGGUGGGCAGCUGCACAGCUCUGGGAAGGUUGCCCCUGCUCAUCCUGAGUGAGUGGAGGCAGCUUGUCUGACCCAUGGCAAGGCGGGGGAAUUGUGGAGUAAUUACUGUACUCUUCUUUUUACACACAGAAAUGUUUAUUUAAAUAUAUUAAAUGGGAUUUUCUUUCACAGAUACUGAU